This is a messenger RNA of Opisthocomus hoazin, 3599 nucleotides long. NCBI's taxonomy places the organism in Eukaryota, Metazoa, Chordata, Aves, Opisthocomiformes, Opisthocomidae. The record is from RefSeq and is a predicted model, not a curated record.
AUGGAAAAUGUGUAUAACCGCACAAGCGGGAUAAUAAAGAAUCCGACUGUGCAUCGUAUCAAUGCGUGUGAGAGUCGUUCCCGUCCUUUCACGGAUGCUGAAACUCGGCAACAGUCCACAUUUGGAUUUAAUGCAGGAGUAUUUCUAGCAGAGGAAGGUGUAGGACAGUAUCGAAAUUUCAUCGAUUUGAUCCGCCUUUUGAAAAACAAAUCGCUAGUUAUUUCCAUCUUCUUACGUACAGAAGUUACUUUGUUCACCACUGCACACAGUAAUUUCUGUCAGCAAUCACGCUGGGCGAUUUCUGCGUGCCGUCAGCUUGCAGGCCCGUAUCCUGCAGCAGCGGUUCGUGCCGCGCCACAGCUUCCCCAGUGCAGCUGCUCUGUACCAAACCACAAGCAACGGCACCGAGCCCUUGCUAGAAUUCCUCGUUUCAAUGAGCAAGCGACCGGCGCAGUUGCCAACUCACCUGAUCUGAUUUCUAAACCCAUUUCAGCCCAGCAGCACAACGCUGUGUGGAAACCUGGCCCGAAGGACCCUUAUUUUAACCGGGGAGCGCACCAGCAGCAUCAGCACCAGCCGCGGCUCCCCAGCGCCGAGGAGAAAGUGCCUGUGAUCAGACCCAGGCGGAGGUCUAGCUGCGUAUCCCUCGGGGAGACUUCGGCCGGCUACCACGGCAGCUGCAAAAUGUUUAGUAGGAGACCCUCAUUGCCUUGCAUUUCCAGAGAGCAGAUGAUACUUUGGGAUUGGGAUUUGAAGCAAUGGUACAAGCCCUAUUACCAGAAUGCUGGCAGUGGAAAUGGAGUUGAUCUUUCAGUACUAAAUGAGGCUCAGAGCAUGCUAACAGACCUCCUGACUGACCCAUCCCUUCCACCACAAGCGAUUUCUUCUCUUCGAAGCAUUAAUGGUUUGAUUGGUGCUUUCUCAGGCACGUGCAGGCCAAAGGCUAGUCCAUUCACACCCUCAAGGUCAAAUGAAUUUAAGUUUCAUUCGUGUGGGAUAAAUAGCAGGAGUAGCCUGCCAACACCACAGCUGAGACGAACUUCAGGAGUUUCUGGCAUUCCACCUAUAGAAUCAACAUCUUCUAGGUGGGAACGGAGUAACAGCAAGAGAUCUCAUCAGGAAUAUAACACAUCAAGCCAAGGAUCUCAUUCAAAUGGGUCUUUUGGUGCAAAUUUGCUGACAAUACCAAAACAAAGAUCAUCAUCUAUGACAUUGACUCAUCAUAUAGGUCCCAGACGAGCAGGUGCUUCUCCUGGCCUGAGUCCUGUGGGUUCACCUAGUCAUACAUCUGUCUCCAGUGGGGCUUUCAGCAGCUGGUCACCUGUAGAAUUUCCUGAUACUGCUGAUUUUCUUACAAAACCAAGUAUUAAUAUACAUAAGCCUCUGGGAUACACAAUUAGUUCUCCAGAUUUUCAGCAGCAAGUCAAAACACCUGUAGGUUAUAUGUGUAGCAGCUGUGGACGUCAGAUACUCAAGCCUGUUCCAGCACCAGAACCAGAAUUUGCAGAAUAUAAAGACAGAAAAUCAGGUGAAAUUGGAAGUGCUAGUGUUUCAAAAGAAUCUUUCCACCAUACAGAGAAGAAAAUAGAGGAAAGGAAGGAAGUGACUGAUCAAACACAGAAUAAUCUGCUUGUGGAGCAGAGUCCUACAUUAGAAAAAAUGUCAUUAGACCAUGAUUCACUAAUGGAGAAGAUGAACAAUUGGAAUUUCCAAAUUUUUGACCUUGUACAAGAAAUGCGAGACCAGUCUGGAAGGAUCCUUAGCCAGGUAACUUAUACCUUGUUUCAAGACACUGGUUUGUUUGAAAUUUUCAAAAUCCCAACUCAAGAAUUCAUGAAUUACUUCCGUGCACUAGAAGAUGGCUACCGAGAUAUUCCUUAUCACAAUCGUAUACAUGCCACAGAUGUUCUUCAUGCAGUAUGGUAUCUGACAACACGGCCUAUUCCUGGAUUUCAGCAAACUCAAAAUGAGCAUAUAAUGGGAAGUGAUAUGGAUGAAGCCAGUGGUAUUGCCCCUGUUCAAGUUAGCUAUAUUUCUUCAAAGAAUUUUUCUGCUUUGGAAUUGAUGGCUUUGUAUGUAGCAGCUGCCAUGCAUGAUUAUGAUCAUCCUGGUCGUACAAAUGCCUUUCUGGUCGCCACAAAUGCACCUCAGGCUGUUCUCUACAAUGACAGAUCAGUCUUAGAAAAUCACCAUGCUGCUUCUGCCUGGAAUCUUUUCUUAUCACGACCAGAAUACAACUUUUUAUCAAAUCUUGAUCAUGUAGAAUUCAAGCGUUUUCGUUUCUUAGUGAUUGAAGCAAUCCUUGCCACAGAUCUCAAGAAGCAUUUUGAUUUCCUUGCAGAAUUUAAUGCCAAGGUAAAUGAUAUUAACAGUCAUGGUAUAGAAUGGAGCAAUGAAAAUGAUCGCCUACUGGCCUGUCAAAUAUGCAUUAAACUGGCAGAUAUUAAUGGCCCAGCAAAAAUGAGAGAGCUGCAUCUGAAAUGGACAGAAGGCAUUGUUAAUGAAUUUUAUGAACAGGGUGAUGAAGAGGCAAGUCUUGGAUUACCUAUAAGCCCCUUCAUGGAUCGUUCUUCUCCACAGCUUGCAAAACUGCAAGAAUCUUUCAUCACUCACAUAGUUGGUCCCCUUUGUAAUUCCUAUAAUGCAGCUGGGUUGCUUCCAGGGCAAUGGGUUGAUGAAGAGGAGGAUGAUGCAGAAAGUACUGAAGAUGAUGAUGGAGCACAGUUAGACAGCGAUGUUGAAGAAAUGGAAGAUGAUCUCAUUUUAAAAGCUCAAAGGAAAAAAGGUAGACGAAUAUUUUGCCAGCUAAUACACCAUCUCAGUGAAAAUCACAAAAUAUGGAAGAAACUGAUUGAAGAGGAAGAAAAAAAUAAAGCUGAAGGAACUAAACUGCUGACUGAGAUCUCAUCUUUACCUCAAGCAGAUGAAAUUCAGGUUAUUGAGGAAGCUGAUGAAGAAGAUGAGCGACAACUAGGAGAAUACAAGACAUGCUAAGAAAACUUCAGUGGUCUCCAGUAUGAUGACAGCCUAUUUUUUUUCCACUGUGCUGACUUUAGCCUGACACAGUUCACAUAAAAUUGAAAGGCCUUAAUACUGUGAGAGGAUUCUUUCUACUCCAGUGGAAUCCCCACUCCUAUGCACUUUUGCCACACAGCAUAUGAAACUUUAUUCAAAGAUUGAGUAUUGUAUACCCUGAUGCAAAGUUCUUUAUGCCUUAGUUGGUAUAAAAUAUCCUGAUAUAAUGCUGCCUUGCUGAAUAUGGAACUCUUAUUUUCCUUGAGGUACCUGCAAUUUUUAAAAACAUUCAGUAACUUCAGUUACCAAAGUGGCAAGGACUUUUGCUGACAAGGAGAUGUGGAAUGAAUCCUAGUAUUGUCUUGAGUUGUUUAUUUCAUGUUAUUUUGAACAUGAAUAAGAAAAAGUCUGUGCCUAUAUGAGAACUGUGUUACUGUUGCAGUGCACGCCUGUUGUGGGGUGUCUACUUAGUGCAGUAGCGUGCUUAAUGUAGUCAUCUCAGAGCAACUGUUCAAGGACUAUGACAUAAAUGCUGAAUUCUGGUAUUUGUGGUUUAAAAAAGAAAAAAAAUCUAGGUGCAUCUA